Molecule: messenger RNA, 957 nt
Organism: Neohortaea acidophila
Lineage: Eukaryota; Fungi; Ascomycota; Dothideomycetes; Mycosphaerellales; Teratosphaeriaceae
Product: Pyruvate/Phosphoenolpyruvate kinase-like domain-containing protein
Exons: 2
Coding region: 1-957 (318 amino acids)
Biological process (GO): oxaloacetate metabolic process
Molecular function (GO): magnesium ion binding; catalytic activity
Source: RefSeq, a predicted model, not a curated record
AUGGCGAGCGGUGCAGCGACUGUGAUUCGGCGUUGCCAGUUGUACGUCCCCGGCUCAUCCAUGCGCUUCCUCGAAAAAUCGCGCAGCCUGACCGUCGACUCCGUCGCCUACGACCUCGAAGACUCCGUCACCCCCUUGAAGAAGCCCGAAGGCCGCGCCAACAUCCUCGCCGUGCUGAACAAAGACCGCGUCCCCGGCAUCCGCGAGCAAGCCGUGCGCAUCAACCCCGUCUCCUCGGGCCUCGCCCUCGACGACCUGACGGAGAUCCUCAAAGGCAAGAACCUCGACUGUCUCGUGGUGCCCAAAGUCGACCGGCCGAGCGACUUGCACUUCGUGACGGAUGUGCUGCGGCAGAAGUUGCCGGAGCGGCAUGCGCCGGGGAGUACGAACCCUGUGAAGAUUGUGGCGCUCGUGGAGUCGGCGCGCUCGUUGAUGGAUUUGAAUUCCAUUUGUCAGGCUUCGCCGUAUCUUUCUGGUUUGGGGUUUGCGGCUGAGGACUUUUCGUUGGACCUCAGUAUUACGCGCACCCCUGGAUUGAACGAGUUCACCUACGCGCGAAGCGCAAUCGUCACCGCCGCUAGAGCGUUCGAGAUCCCCUCUGCACUCGACCUCGUCUCUACCACCUUCCGCGGCGAGGAAGGCCGCAAGUUCCUACAGGACGAGAGCGAGAAUGGGAAACGCUUCGGCUUCAACGGGAAGCAGUGUAUUCACCCCGACCAGGUGUCUGUCGUGCAGGACGUAUUUAGUCCGAGUCAGCAGGAGACUGAGUGGGCUGUGCGGAUUGUGAUUGCGGACAAGAAGGCGGACGCACAGGGCAGAGGCGCGUGGACGCUGGAUGGCAAGAUGAUUGAUGUGCCGGUGGUGGGGAAGGCGAAGGCCAUCGUGGCCAAGGCGGAGCUGUGUGGGAUGGAUGUUAAGGCGUUGCAGGAGAAGUUUAAGGAUGAGGAGCCGAAGUGA